AUGAGCUUUGACGAAGAGCAACUUGACGAUCUUUAUACGGCCUUUCCUGACCUCCAAACCAAUGGUGCCAUCUCAUCGGAUGAUAUUAGACCUGCGUUGGAAAAACUUGGUUGCCCUAUCGCUGGUCACGAGCUCAGGGAAAUUCAAGGUGGACGGGCACGAGGAGGUGCUCUUUGCGAUAUUAAUGAGCUGUAUGAAAUAUACACAAAAGCUAAAUUUUUAAAAAUUGACUCAAAAAAAAUCCUCAAGGACGCUAUUCUCAAGGGGAUACAAGAGGCAAAGACAUACGAUACGGAAGUGGGUGGAAAGCAUACCGUGACGAAGUCAGAGGAGAAGGCCUUUACAAAUUGGAUAAACAAGCAUCUCCAGGGUGAUCCCGACUGCGAGGCUCUGGGUUUGAUUCCCAUCAACUCAGAUGUAGAUGGACAACUAUAUGAACGCUGCAAGAAUGGCAUCAUCCUCGCAAAAAUGAUCAAUGUCGCGGUGCCCAACACCAUUGAUGACAGGACCCUCGAGAAAGGCGAAUCCCUCAAGGCCAUCUUCAAGAGAAAUGAAAAUUUGACAUUGGUGGUGAAUUCCGCAGCAGCUAUCGGUUGCUGUAUGGUCAACAUCGGUCCCGAGGAUAUUUCAGGCGCUCGAAGGCAUCUAGUAUGCGGACUCAUCUGGCAACUAAUUCGUAAGGCCAUCGUGGAUACCAUCACCUUGGCACAGCAUAGUGAAUUGGCCGCCCUCCUCUCACCAGGAGAAACCUUAGAACAGUUGGCAGCUCUCAAGCCCGAGGAGUUGCUUAUGCGAUGGGUGAACUUCCAUCUUGCCAAUGCUAACAGUGUUCGACGUCUCUCAAAUUUCACCACUGAUCUCUGCGACUCUGAGAUAUACGCCAUUCUGAUGGAGCAGAUCACUCCAAUGGAUCUGCGUUCGCGGCUAAUUAGCUCGAAGGUCAUUCUAGAUGAGCCCUCCCUCGAGAAGCGUGCUUACAUGGUAAUGGAGAAUGCGAAAUUGUUGGACGCAGGCACACUGCUCAUUCCAGAGGACAUUUAUACAGCCAAACCCGGGAGUCAUAGCGAUAAGCUGAAUCUCGGCUUCAUUGCAACCCUUUUUAACAUGUAUCCGGGUAUGGAGACUCCAGGAGACCUCAAUAUCCAGCCUGAGACAUUAGAAGAAAAGACCUACCGCAACUGGAUGAACUCGAUGGGUGUGUCGCCAAUAGUUAGCAACCUAUACAACAACCUUAACGACGGACUUGUGCUGCUUCAGUUGGUCGAUAUCAUAAGGCCGGGGACAGUGGAUUGGAAAAAAGUGACAACAAAUUUUGACCCAAAAAGGGAGCUCUUCGAAAAACAAACAAAUUGCGUUCUUGUGAUUCAAUACGCCAAGGUGAUUGGCAUUAAAGUGGUCAACAUCAGUGGUGAGGACAUUCGCGAAGGAGCGACCAAACAAAUCCUCGGCCUCUGCUUCCAAUUUAUGCGGGCUUACACUCAUAAGCUGCUUAAACAGGCGAGUGGAGAAGGCAGCGAUGCGCCAAUAGAAGACGCGGAGAUUCUAACCUGGGUCAACGAUCGACUUAAGGAAGUAGGUGAGCCGUCUAUAAAUGGUUUCCGUGAUCACGCGCUAUCCAACUCACGACCAAUUGUGGCGGUGCUGGAGAGUAUCUCACAAAAGGGAGCGUCGCGCAAUAUGCUUACUGACGACAAUUUCGCCAAUGCAGUCUACGCCCUUUCCUCCUGUCGCAAGGCUGGAGCUCGUGUCUACGCCCUACCGGAACACAUCUGCACCUGCAAUCCCAAGAUGAUUAUCACAAUUUUCGCUUGUCUCAUCGUCCUAUCGUACAGCCUCAAAGUAGUUCCCAACCAGUGA
Messenger RNA from Hydatigera taeniaeformis, 1857 nucleotides. The record is from the annotation of a GenBank genome assembly. Lineage: Eukaryota; Metazoa; Platyhelminthes; Cestoda; Cyclophyllidea; Taeniidae.